AUGGCUUUUUACCCAAAGCAAACCGCUCGGGAUGCUCUCGAAGUAGGACCUCGCGGUAUUUGCGAGGGCAAGACCAGCGCCGAGCUCCGCUCCGAGCCGCCCAUUGUACAGGCCAGUUGA
Phytophthora nicotianae INRA-310 is the source of this 120-nucleotide messenger RNA. RefSeq lists its product as hypothetical. Lineage: Eukaryota; Oomycota; Peronosporomycetes; Peronosporales; Peronosporaceae. The transcript has 2 exons. The record is from RefSeq and is a predicted model, not a curated record. Bases 1 to 120 code for a protein of 39 amino acids.